UCCGGUUUGCCCUUUAUGGCUUUUGGAUGUUGUCAUUGGUUGAACCCGUACUGUUGAAGGAAGCAGGCUUCACUAGCUACAACUUCUGACUGAAUACCAAGACAUAAUUCAAGAAUUUACAACGAUGAUGCGAAGACUGCGAACAACAACUGUCAAAGUUGUUGAGAAGAAUGAAUACACAGACUCCGACUUAGACUUGUCCAUUACCCAGCCAGUGAGUAGUGAUGAGGAUUGUGAUGAAUGGAGGCCAUCAGAGCCAAAGCUAAAAGCCCCGACUAAAACAGCUGGAGCCCCCUCAACGGCCGGGGAGAAGAAAGCAGCUGUCAAGAGAACUGCAAAACCAAAGGAGCCAAAAGCACCCAAACAACCUAAAGCUCCUAAAGCUCCUAAAGUGCCUAAAGUUCCUAAGCCAAGAGCACCACGCAAAACUGUAGCAGUGCGAAAAACACAGGUCCCUAAAGUUGGGAAGGAUUGCAGUGCAACUGCGUUGGCUGGAACAAAGAGGAAAAAUAUUGAUGAAGGCAGAAAAGAUGAUAAAGCUGGAGAGGACAAAGGAGAAACACAAACAGACUGUCCAGAGGGAGCGAGGGCUGAAGAGAGUGGGCCUAGUAUCAGAAUGAAGUCUGAGAGGGUAUCAUUUGUCGUGUCAGAAGCCCCUCAGGCAGACUUAUGGGCAGGCGAGGGGUCAUCACUAGCUGGGCUAAAACCAAAAAAAGAGGAAGUGGAGGAUUUCACGUUUGAUGAGCCGUGUCAAAAGAAACAGAAGACCAGUGGUGCCUGCCGGGGACAACCAACGGCUCUACCAUCAUCAGAAGCACACGCUCUGAGGAAUGAACUCAAUAUGUGCUGGGACUUAAUAGAGCUGUCGUCCACCCUGACAUGUGUGGAGCAAUGGGUGUGUGUGAAUAUCAUUGGACUGCUUCGUGAGGAGAACACAGUGCCGUUCAUGGUGCGUUACCGCAAAGACAUGAUUAACCACAUGGAUGCUGAUGCCGUCCGAGACGUCCAGAUGGUAUAUGAAGAGUUAUGCGCUCUAGCCAAGAAGACCCAGUCUGUGAUCCAAACCCUGAAGAAGGAUGAGGUUUUGACAGUUGAGCUGGAAAAAAACCUGAGGAGCUGCCGAUCAGCUGAUGAACUGGAUCAUGUGUAUUCUCCCUAUAAGAAAGGCAGUAAGCUGACGAAGGCUCGCAGGGCCAAAGCACUUGGCCUUGAGCCAGCUGCCGCUGCUCUCAUGGACACACCGCACACUCUGGAUUUAAAGGCAUGGGUAAAACCUGGAGCUGAAGGUCUGUCAUCGGUGGAAGAAGUGUCUACAGGUAUCGAGCAUAUCUUGGCAGAUAUGAUCUCCAAAGACCCAGAGACACUCACUUACGUGAAAACAUUGUGUGAGAAAAGCUUUGUGACCAUCCAGUCCUCUGUGUCCAAGUCGGCACUAAAGGAAAAAGAGCAGGAGAAGUCUGUCCAAGGCCACAAAAAAACAGGGACCCAGUUUAACAAAAACAAGGACAUUGACAAGUUCCACCUUUACGUUGACUACACCGCCAACAUCCAACGUAUCCAGCCCCAUCAGACCCUGGCUAUUAACCGAGGGGAGAGUCUGAAGAUUUUGACAGUGAAGGUGAACAUUCCCGACAGGGUGAAGAGUGACUUCACUUGGUGGUGCGUCAACAACAGGUGGAGGCCGAGGACAUUAGCAAGAGAAGAGCUUGGUGCAAUCAUCAGGAAUGCAGUAGAGGACUCUUAUAAAAGGCUCAUUCUGCCUUUCCUCACUAGAAGUUACAGGACUAAGCUGACAAGUGCAGCAGAGAAGGAGUCAAUCGCCAUGUUUGUGCGGAACCUCCGGCAGCGCCUGUUGGUGUGUCCAGUCAGGGGCUCUGUCAUCAUGGGGGUGGAUCCUGGCUUUCGACAUGGCUGUAAGCUGGCAGUUCUCUCCCCCACUAGUCAGAUUCUCCACACUGAUGUUGUGUACCUGCAUAAUUCAGGCCAGCAAAAAGAAGCAGACAAACUGCGCCACCUUAUGAUGAAAUACAGCUGUGCCAAGGUUGUCAUUGGCAAUGGGACAGCGUGUCGUGAGACUGAGUCCGUCUUUGCUGACCUCAUCUUGAGGCGCUGCUUUCACCCCAUGGACGUGUCUUACUGUAUAACCAAUGAGGCAGGAGCAUCCAUCUACAGUGUGAGUCCUGAGGCGGUCAAAGAGAUGCCAGAAAUGGACCCCAACCUGAGGAGUGCAGUAUCCAUUGGAAGACGUGUCCAAGAUCCGCUGGCGGAGCUUGUGAAGAUUGAUCCUAAACACAUCGGCAUUGGAACAUACCAGAUAUUAAAUGCAGCUUUGGCAGUUCUUAAGAAUACCUGAGUGAAAUCUUGCGCC
This is a messenger RNA of Cottoperca gobio, 2368 nucleotides long. It is a transcript of the gene srbd1, whose product is annotated as S1 RNA binding domain 1. Gene Ontology annotation, molecular function: structural constituent of ribosome; mRNA binding. Lineage: Eukaryota; Metazoa; Chordata; Actinopteri; Perciformes; Bovichtidae. The record is from RefSeq and is a predicted model, not a curated record. Gene Ontology annotation, biological process: translation; nucleobase-containing compound metabolic process.